UCUCAAACCUUCGGUAGAUAAGAAAACAAAAUUACCGUAUCGAAGUGUAAACCUAUCUCAAGUGGUCGAUACACAUAUAGCGAAGACAAAUCUACGAAGCGUCCAACAAAAAAUUCACGUUUUUGUUUUUGGGAUACUUAUUUAAUGUGUGAUUUAAAAAAGAAAUAUAUACAGAAAUAUUUACAUGGAAGCUAAGUUAAACAGUGUAAAGGUAUUUUAUUUGAAAAAAUUCUGAAUUAACGAUUUCGACCAAAUAAGCAGAGAAAAUUAUGGAAAACAGCAGUCUAAGCCGAGAGAAAUUAAAGGCGCACAAUGCUACAGAAAAGCAUCACGAAGGCGGCAGUAAACAUGACACGUUUUCUAUGAAGACGCCAAUGUCACGUGACCGUGCUGGAACGAUGCAGAGUGAAAGCUCCACUGGUACGGGCACCCACAGCAAGCUGAAACUGCAGCGACUGCGGCAUAAGAUUAAAUUGGUAACCGGGUCCUUCUCAAAGAGUGGCUCGGAGUCCCAAAUCACUAAGCAUUUUGAAAACACCUACAGGACCGAGCCAAAGAAUGGGACCCGAUUCAAGACUAAGGCGGCUGAGGACAUCAUUAGUCAAGUACUGGACGGAAAUUUGAAGGGCAAGCCCUAUGACUCAAAGAAGUUUCCAAAUUUGGCCAAAAGUCUAGCCGAGUUGAUCAAGGAAAGAGUGAAAAACUCCGGCUGCGAGAGGUACAAAAUCGUUGCUCAUGUGACAAUUUUGGAGAAUAAAGGCCAGAGUUUGCGUCAAGUGAGUAGAAGUUUGUGGAACAAGGAAACUGACAACUACGCUACGGUCAGUUUUGAAGGCAAUGGUUUUACCGCCAUUGGGUCAGUGUUUGCGACAUAUUAUGACUAAACAGACUAAACGUAUGUCAAGUACGGUCUGAACGUACAAGUGAAUAUUGGUUCAGUUUAUCAUGUCCAGAACCGGUACAUGUAUAUCGUCCGGAUGAGGUCAGCACAGACUGAACCGUUGUGCUCACACUUUUAAAAUUUGAAAAACAGAGGACAAGAUUAUUCAAAUUAUAUUUACGUACUAUUGAACAUUACCCCUGCCGUAAAGUCUAUUUCUAACAUAAAGUUACUCAUUUACAUUAAUGUAUUUUAUAAUAAUAUUGUUUUUGUUUUUUAAUAAGAAAACUUAGUUGAAUUGAAAAAUUAUCUCAUAUCAUGAUAUUCCUUUCAUGCGAAUAAAAAAUGCCUUUAUUUUGUUUCUGUAUGCUAAUUCUAUUGUUAUUCAACGGUAUGUAAGUUGUAAAACAAUUACAUAAAUAAUAUACAAUUAUGAUUGCCAUGUACAUGUAGAUACCAUCCCCCAUACUGGAAGUCGUUCGUUUGAUUAAAGUUUUGUUCUUCA
Dreissena polymorpha is the source of this 1385-nucleotide messenger RNA. RefSeq names its product dynein light chain Tctex-type protein 2B-like. The transcript has a single exon. Gene Ontology annotation, cellular component: cytoplasmic dynein complex; cytoplasm. Lineage: Eukaryota; Metazoa; Mollusca; Bivalvia; Myida; Dreissenidae. Gene Ontology annotation, molecular function: dynein intermediate chain binding. Gene Ontology annotation, biological process: microtubule-based movement. The record is from RefSeq and is a predicted model, not a curated record. The coding region runs from base 270 to 884 and encodes 204 amino acids.